Messenger RNA from Dichomitus squalens LYAD-421 SS1, 1533 nucleotides. Its product is annotated as oxalate decarboxylase. Gene Ontology annotation, biological process: oxalate metabolic process. The transcript is spliced from 11 exons. NCBI's taxonomy places the organism in Eukaryota, Fungi, Basidiomycota, Agaricomycetes, Polyporales, Polyporaceae. The coding region runs from base 1 to 1359 and encodes 452 amino acids. The record is from RefSeq and is a predicted model, not a curated record.
AUGUCGACAUUUCUCGCAUCUGUUCUCUGUGCUAUACUUUACAGCUCGCUUGUCACCGCCAUCCCCGUCGGCGACCUUUCGUCCGUCUCUACUAGUCUCUCGCAGACUGCAGCUACCUCGACGAGUAGCAAUCCUUCGCUCCCCAGCCCCACUGUUCCGUACGCAAGCGACGAUCCGAACUACUGGUUGUGGAACGACACAACCACGAUCGACCCCCAGCCAGAGCGCGGCACUCUCGGUGCAAGCAUCUUAGGUCCCCAGAAUGAGCAGAUUGACAAGCAGAACCCGGACAUCCUUGCGCCGCCUACUACUGACUCCGGGACUGUUGGUAACGCCAAGUGGCCCUUUAGUCUGAGCAAGAUUCAGCUUAACACCGGUGGCUGGGUUCGUCAGCAGAACAUCCAGCAGAUGCCUAUUGCAACUGCGAUGGCCGGUGUGAACAUGCGGCUCGAAUCAGGAGCUAUUCGCGAACUUCACUGGCAUCAGACCGCCGAGUGGGCUUACGUACUUGAGGGCUCGACUCAGAUCACUUCCGUUGACCAGGACGGCCGUAACUACGUUGCUACAGUUCAGAAGGGAGACCUGUGGUACUUCCCUCCCGGUAUCCCACAUUCCCUUCAAGCAACAAACGACAAUCCAAACGGGACGGAGUUCCUCUUGAUUUUCCCUGACGGGUCAUUCAACGACGAUGACACUCUUCUGCUCACCGAUUGGUUGGCCCACACGCCUAAGGAGGUGAUUGCGAAGAACUUCCAAGACGACAUCACCGACUGGGAUGACAUCCCUGGGAGUCAGCUCUACAUCUUCCCCGGAGUGCCUCCUCCGGAUAACCAGCAGCCUCCGACGAGUCCCGAGGGCACUGUCCCCCAACCGUUCUCCUACGAGUUCUCGAAGGUUGUCCCCACACAAUAUUCGGGCGGAACGGCGAAGAUCGCGGACUCCACGGUGUUCAACGUGUCUACUCAGAUCGCUGUCGCCGAGAUUACCGUCGAACCCGGCGCGAUGCGGGAAAUUCACUGGCACCCGACUGAGAAUGAAUGGGGCUUUUUCCUCGAGGGCACUGCGCGAGUAACGAUCUUUGCUGGAACUGGCAUUGCGCAGACGUUCGAUUACCAGCCUGGGGACAUCAGCUAUGUGCCCACUGCUUACGGUCACUACGUCGAGAACACGGGCAACACCACGUUACGGUUCCUCGAGAUCUUCAAUAGCAACCGCUUCGAGGACGUCAGUCUUGCCCAGUGGCUGGCUCUGACUCCCCCUACGCUUGUUCAGCAGCAUCUCCAGAUUUCGAACAGCACCAUCGCCGGCUUUAACAAAACCAAGGGUGUUGUAGUGGGACCGAGGAAGAGCUCUUCCUGAGCCUGAGCGACUGCUGGAUAUACGACAACUCUAGGACAACGGGAAUCGCGUUUCGGAUUGGGGCUUUGCUUUUCGAUGAUGGUAGUCACAAUUGACUAGGCCAGUCAAUCAUAAUUUCCUGACAUGACCUGUAGUACCCGCGGUUACAGGAUGAAUAGACCAUCUGUCUUUGAC